Molecule: messenger RNA, 549 nt
Organism: Cuculus canorus (common cuckoo)
Lineage: Eukaryota; Metazoa; Chordata; Aves; Cuculiformes; Cuculidae
Product: feather keratin Cos1-1/Cos1-3/Cos2-1
Exons: 2
Coding region: 109-414 (101 amino acids)
Cellular component (GO): intermediate filament
Molecular function (GO): structural constituent of cytoskeleton
Source: RefSeq, a predicted model, not a curated record
CCUGAGGCAGGGCAGGAGCACUAUAAAAGGCAGCCCAGCUCCCUGCUCUCUCAUCCACUUCUCUCCCUUCCUCUCCUUGGCAACCAGGUGCACCUCCAGCCCCAAGCCAUGUCCUGCUGCAACCCGUGCCAGCCCUGCCAGCCCUGCGGCCCGUGCCCGCUGGCCAGCAGCUGCAAUGAGUGCUGCGUCCGGCAGUGCCAGGACUCCGUUGUGGUCAUCGAGCCCUCUCCCGUGGUGGUGACCCUGCCCGGACCCAUCCUCAGCUCCUUCCCUCAGAACACCGCCGUGGGCUCCUCCACCUCCGCUGCUGUGGGCAGCAUCCUCAGCUCUAACGGAGUGCCCAUCUCCUCCGGGGGCCUUGACCUCUCCUGCAUCACCAGCGGCUACUGUGGCACCAGAUGUCGGCCCUGCUAAAUAUGCUGGCAACCUCUCUGGACAAGAACCUCUGAAGACCUCACCACUUGGUUCUGGACAGGAGAUAGAGCUUAGAGGCAUUGUCUUUAGCGCUUUGAGCCAUUGUUUCAUUCUUCCACUCUUUCUCUCUUUUAC